AAAGAUCACAGUUUACCAAGAUGGCGGACGAUUUGGAACCGAUUGACUUUUAUUAUUGUUUUUAUUACCAAUAACUUUAGUAUUAUUUGCAAACUUCUGGAAUUUGUUAAUAAUGGAUGCAAGAAUACAGGCCAUAAUGGCAAAAUACGACAAACCAGAGGAAGAAGAAAAGAAACAAGAGCAAAUCAAACAGCCGCCAAAAACCUUGGAGGAUUGGAUUGAGAAUCGUUCCCUUGGAUUGAGAGACUGGCCUGACCCUUUGGAUGAUAACGGGGACUUAAUAUUCACACCAGAAGCUGUAGGGCUUGGGGGUUUGCAGGAAAUUAUGUCGGACUUAGAGCAACAUGCCCCACUUGAUAUUGGACUGAUUGAUGAUGUAGGUCGACAAGUUGCUGAGCUUGAGAAAAAGCUGGAGUUUUACAAGUCAGAGAUUCUGUCUGAAAGGCCAAAAGCUGACACUGAUUUGACGCCAUCAGUGAUGGCACUUAGUCCAACAAGUAUCAGAGCUCUAAGCAUGGACCAUCCUGAAGAAGUAAUCAACAAGAAAGAAAAGCCAAAACAGAAGUUUGGAUUCUCAGAUGAGAAGUCAAGCAUUAUGAAGAGUGUCCAGUACACUACAUAUCCUGGGUUCUUUGCUAAUGAGAUGACUCCUCUUCCUGGUCAACUGGAAUCCCCUCAGCUACUCAACAGGGUUACCAAGGCACAGAGCUUCAAUCCUGCCUUCAAAAAGAUUUGGAAAAAGCUGUUCCUUUCAGAAGCAUCAGUUGCUGUAUUACAGGAUGCCUUUUGGUGGUUCUUUCUUGACAAGUUCCAGAAAGGAGACAAAAAUGCCCAAGAUGGCCUGUUUAGUAGAAUCGCAGACAGCUUUGUAGCACUAUUUUUCAGUGUCCCUGGUGACUACAAAGACAACUUUUUUAAGUACUACCCAGACUGCCUUGCUCAGGCUCUAUACGCUUCAUACUGUGACGUGUUUCCGCGCUCCUACAAUCUCUUUGACGACGACUUCAAAACGGACUUGAUGAAUGGUGUCUAUGAAUGGAUUACCGGUACCAGACCUCCUCCGCGCUCAUGGCAGAAGUGGCAUUUCAAGAUGCUUGAGCCCGCAAACAUUCGUGAGUUACAGGACGACCGCACAGAAUCACUAAAAGCCAAUAUGUCGUUUGACCUCGAUGCAACGCUAGAGGCAGCAGCGGCAGUUGCUCCGAAGUCCGUACAACGUCCUGGAAAAAGGGCGACUCUCGCCGUUCCAUGGUCUGCGUCUAAACCAGGCUUUGCUUAUUUGAGAGAGUCCCACGAGAUCGGCCCUGGUCCAGAGUUCGAGCGUGUGAACUUCAACAUCUUGGGACGCAGCCCGCUUAUCUCCCAUUACCUGCGAAUCAAGAAGCUGGCCGGUCCUGAGCAGGGUCCGGUCAAGUCCGUGGGCCGGACAGAGUGCGUCAAGCUACAAGCACCGGCACCUACCUAUCAGGAGGUCAUACGAGAAUCCCAGAGAACAGCCAAGACUCUCAGUAAUAACUUCCAAAGAAUUUUAGAUUCUUCGACGCAAGAAAGUGUCAAGAUACAGAAACAAAAGCGAACUGCGCUCCGUAAACUAGAGAAGUUGAAAAAGGAUUUGGUUCUGAAAAACCAGGAUAUCAAAAUCAUCAGUGAAAGGCUGCUUGAUUUAAUGACUCAGCCUGAUUAUGCAAGCGCUGGCUACGCCACGAGUGCACUCCUUGAGCUUCCAUCCGAUGACGAGGCUUGACAAGUCGUCAAUGUAAGAUACUUAUCUAAACAAAAAACUUUUUUUGUAAAAUAAAGUUGUAUAUAUGUGUAUUUUAUUUGAUACUGAAUUAAUUGUGUACAUCAAGUCCAAGAUUUUUUGGAAUUAUCAAUUGAAAUUUGAAAAAUAAGAUUAAAAUAUUCUCGUCCAA
Molecule: messenger RNA, 1913 nt
Organism: Nematostella vectensis (starlet sea anemone)
Lineage: Eukaryota; Metazoa; Cnidaria; Anthozoa; Actiniaria; Edwardsiidae
Product: protein FAM227B
Exons: 15
Coding region: 113-1744 (543 amino acids)
Source: RefSeq, a predicted model, not a curated record